Pistacia vera is the source of this 1650-nucleotide messenger RNA. RefSeq names its product ADP-ribosylation factor GTPase-activating protein AGD5-like. Bases 131 to 1567 code for a protein of 478 amino acids. NCBI's taxonomy places the organism in Eukaryota, Viridiplantae, Streptophyta, Magnoliopsida, Sapindales, Anacardiaceae. The transcript has 11 exons. The record is from RefSeq and is a predicted model, not a curated record. Gene Ontology annotation, molecular function: GTPase activator activity.
CAUACUCGAAAGAACCCACUUUGGACUUUGCCAUUUCUCUUCUUAUUCCUUCUUUUCUUUUCUGUCUCACUGUCUGUACAAAAACAAAGAAAUAUUGAGUUUUUGCAGAGAAAGGAAGAAACUUUUUAGCAUGAACGAGAAGGCUAACGUUUCUAAAGAGCUUAAUGCUAAGCACAGAAAGAUCUUGGAGAGCCUUUUAAAAUUACCAGAAAACCGAGAGUGUGCUGACUGUAAAACCAAAGCCCCAAGAUGGGCAAGUGUGAAUCUGGGAAUUUUCAUAUGCAUGCAAUGUUCAGGGGUCCACAGAAGUCUUGGAGUACACAUAUCAAAGGUGAGAUCUGCCACUUUAGACACUUGGCUUCCGGAGCAGGUCGCAUUUAUUCAAUCUAUGGGGAAUGAGAAAUCAAACAGCUACUGGGAAGCAGAGUUGCCUCCUAAUUAUGACAGAGUUAGAAUUGAGAAUUUCAUUCGUGCAAAGUAUCAAGAUAAGAAAUGGGUUCCUAGGAAUGGGAAAGCAAGAUCUCCUUCAAGGGCGACUGAAGAGAAGGUUUCAGUUCAUAGUCUGCGAAAUGCAAAUAUUGGGCAAAGAUUUACAAAUAACAUAAAUCAUGUUUCCGAAGAGAGGAAUAUUGCUCAGCUCCCCAUUCCAAAUAACCACAACAUUCCUGCUUCAAAACCUAGUACUCCAGCAACCAUUAAAGUAGUUCAGCAGCAGGUAAAACCUGAUCCGAAGACCCAAGAAUCUGUGCAGAAUCCAGAACCAGCAGUCUCAAAGGCUGAAUUGACAAAGCAGGAAGCUACUACUACUUCAGUUGUUACACAACGCAAAGUAGAUUAUGCUACUGAUCUUUUUAAUUUGCUUUCCAUGGAUGAUUCAAGAGAAAAUGAUGCCAAGACUUCUACUGAUACAAACACAUGGGCCAAUUUCCAAUCUACAAAUGCAAAAUCAACUGCGGAGAUAAGUAAUUUAUCAAAAACAACUGCAGAGAUAAGUAAUUCAUCAAAAACAACUAAGAGCAAGACACAAUCCAAGUCCAACUAUGGACUUGAGGAUCUAUUUUUAGAGUCACCAUCAGUCCCAUCCAUUUCAGAAAACCCCCAGAAAGAAGUGAAUAGUGAUAUCAUGAACCUCUUUGAAAAGUCUAAAAUGGUGUCUCCAUUUUCUACCCAUCAACAGCAAGUUGCUAUGCUUGCCCAGCAACAGUCCUUACUCAUAGCUGCUUCGGCAAAAUCUACUGGUGGACCUCAAACCUUCCCUGUCAAUGUACAGCAACCUGUCUCUAAUGGUACUUACUUGCCGACUCAUAAUUGGGGAUUUCAUGGCCAUCAAGUUCCAGGAAUGAUGAUGCCAAUCAAUAAUCAGCAAAAAUAUGUACAGAUGGGAAAUGGUCAAUACACAUAUCCAGCAGGGAAUUUAGUUAAUCUUCCAACACCCAGCAUGAAUACACAAUGGCCAAUGGCUCCAGUCAAUGGCGUAGCAAAUAUUAGAGCAAGUACCAGGCCUCCUACAGCGCCUUCAGAUUAUGAUUUUUCAUCUUUAACACAAGGAAUGUUUACAAGACGAUGAUCAAUUCCAAGUCAUGGGUAUACAGAUUCUCAUUAUUAUUCCUCCUUAUAGCAGAAAUGUAUAAAUCACAGAAAACAAUGAGA